UGGCGUCUCGGUAAAAUCUCUUCCAGGUUGCUGUGCCAGGCAGGCAGGCUGCUCAGUUCUAGGCUCCUCCAUCCGCUGCUAUACCUGAUACACCUUUACAAGUAAACAGACCGGUUUUGCCGUUUUGCGUGUACUGGCUUUUUUGUUUAUAAAGAGGUGGUCGGUUGAAUUAGUUGCUGACUGCUGUCAGUCAUGGAGACUCUCGGCAACUCGAACAAGAAACAGAAGCUAACCAACGCUGCCGAGAGCUGGGGAAUGCAACGGGCAACUAAUGUCACCUAUCAAGCUCAUCAUGUUAGCCGAAACAAGCGCGGGCAGGUUGUGGGCACAAGAGGAGGCUUUAGAGGAUGCACUGUUUGGCUGACUGGUUUGUCUGGUGCAGGGAAGACCACAGUGAGCAUGGCCCUGGAGGAGUACCUUGUGUGUCAUGGUAUCCCUUGCUACACCCUUGAUGGGGACAACAUCCGUCAGGGGCUGAACAAAAAUCUGGGGUUCAGCCCAGAGGACCGUGAAGAGAACAUUAGACGUAUUGCAGAAGUGGCCCGGCUUUUUGCUGAUGCAGGGCUCGUCUGCAUUGCCAGUUUCAUCUCCCCCUACAGCAGGGAUCGCGUCAAUGCUAGAAAGAUCCAUGAGGCUGCUGGGCUACCGUUCUUUGAGGUGUUUGUGGACGCCCCACUGGAUGUGUGUGAGCAGAGGGAUGUGAAGGGGCUGUACAAGAGAGCCAGAGCAGGGGAGAUAACAGGUUUUACUGGCAUUGACUCAGAGUAUGAGAAGCCAGAGGCACCAGAGCUGGUGCUGAAGACUGACUCCUGCAGCGUGAACGAAUGCAUACAGCAGCUGGUUGACCUUCUUCAGGAGCGGGAUAUAGUUCCUGUUGAUGCUUCCUAUGAAGUCAAAGAGCUGUAUGUUCAAGAGAACAAACUGGACCUGGCCAAGGCCGAUGCAGAAACACUUCCUGCUGUACAGAUUGGGAAGGUAGACAUGCAGUGGGUGCAGGUGCUGGCUGAAGGCUGGGCCACUCCUCUCAAUGGUUUCAUGAGAGAGAGAGAAUUUUUGCAGUGUCUUCAUUUUGACUGCCUGUUGGAUGGUGGUGUGAUCAACCUCUCCGUGCCUGUCGUGCUGCCGGUAUCAACUGCGGAUAAAGAGCGUUUGGAUGGUGUGACAGCUAUGGCCUUGGUCUAUGAGGGUAGGCGCGUGGCCAUCCUGCGCAACCCUGAGUUUUACGAACAUCGAAAAGAAGAGCGCUGUGCUCGGCAGUGGGGAACCACCUGUAAGGACCACCCUUACAUCAAGAUGGUGAUGGAAAGCGGGGACUGGCUGGUUGGUGGUGACCUGCAGGUUCUGGACAGGAUCUAUUGGAAUGAUGGCCUAGACCAGUACCGACUGACACCCACUGAGCUCAAACAGAAGUUUAAAGAAAUGAAUGCGGAUGCUGUAUUUGCCUUUCAGCUUCGCAAUCCUGUCCACAACGGGCACGCUCUCUUGAUGCAGGACACCCACAAGCGUCUGAUCGAGCGAGGCUACCGCCGGCCCGUUCUGCUGCUCCACCCACUGGGAGGUUGGACCAAAGAUGAUGACGUGCCGCUGCCUUGGAGAAUGAAGCAGCAUGCUGCUGUGUUAGAAGAGGGUGUCCUGAAUCCAGAAUCUACCAUUGUUGCUAUUUUUCCCUCACCCAUGAUGUAUGCAGGGCCAACUGAGGUUCAGUGGCAUUGCAGAGCACGAAUGGUGGCCGGCGCCAAUUUCUACAUUGUGGGCCGUGACCCUGCAGGCAUGCCUCACCCUGCUACAGGAAAGGACCUGUAUGAGCCCACUCACGGAGCCAAGGUGCUCACCAUGGCUCCAGGCCUCAUCACCCUUGAGAUUGUACCAUUUAAGGUUGCUGCUUACAACAAGGUCAAAAGAGCAAUGGAUUUUUAUGAUCCUAAAAAUUUGAUGCAGCCUCCUCCAUCAGGUUGUGCAACUUUGGCUGUGUUCAGUCAGCAAUGUUAAAACUAAAUAUGGCCGGACUAAUCAAAAGAUUUGCUUUGUUUUCCAUGAAGCAUGUUUGUGAUGUGAAGUCCAAACCGAACUGCUGAUCAGGACUCUUCUGUGAAACAAAGAGCACAUAAGCACAGAAAGUCUCCUUGAAGUAGUUUGUUUUAAAAUGUUAUCAACAAAUUUCUUUUACCAGUUGUUGGCUCUGAAGUGACAGCGCUGGCUAGGUGCUGUGUGUUAGAAACAUUUACUUUUUGACAGAAAAUUUCUGUUGUCUUAUUAUCUAAAUAGGAUCUGAGGUUUUGUAUUAACAUGGGGUGUGUGCUUGAAUUAUUUAAAGUAACUGUUUAGAUUAUAACCUAAGCAGAAAAAAAAAUAAAGGGAACAGUUGGGGGGGUAAUUUCCCACAAAUGAACAUACAUGAAAAAGAUUUCAUACACACUGUCACAUGAAAUUGCCACGGGAAGAUGCUGAGUUCUUGCAGUAAAGUUGUGCUUUUUGAAUUGCAUUGGUUACAAUGGUAAGGCGCAACCUUUACUUUGAAGGUGAAAGUUCUCAUUUCCGGUUUGUGUUGCACUUUUCAGCUUAUUGAGUAGCUGGCAAAUGUUUGCAGAAAUGUCGGCGUCUUCCAUGUGAGCUACAUGUGACCACGGCAAUUUGCUAGCAACUAAUAUGUAUGUUUGUUUGCAACCAAAUGAACCUAGUUACUGCCAGGAACCUCCAGCAACCAUUUGCCUGGCAAUUUGUGUCUGACAUGGGGUUGCUGACUGGUUUCUAGGCAUGUGUGACUCAGCUCUUAUGCAAACUGUCACAUAUGACUUAUUUUUUUUUCCCUUUUCAAAAAUGAUCAGUACAUAUUUUAGGUUUUGUUUUUUUUUUUUAUAUAUAUUUAUGCUAAUGCCAGGCAUUUAACACAACUCAGCUUGUAAAACCUGCAGUCAUCACUCAGUUAAAUUUAUGGCCGCCUCCUCUUUUAAGCACGCUGCCCUUGCCACGUUUUAGGUUUAAUAUGGGUGCUCAUUUUAAUCACAGCACCCCUCAGUCUUUCUCUGAAGCAUAAUGGCUCAGACCACAGAAAGCUGUUUCUAAUUUGACACUGUAUAACUUGUUCGUUGAAGAAUUCGCCUGGAGCUCCUUUACCUUACUUUCACUGAUUUUUAAUGUUUCAGAGCCACAAGAUGUGCACUUUCAUGUGAUAACAAUUUAGCUUUUUAAAAAGCAUGACUUUGACCCUCUCUGAAUGUGAGCCCAGCUCAAAUAAGUGUGAAUGUCUGCUAACAAGAUGUUUGAAGUUUAAAGUCUUGAUUAUCCCUUAGAGUAAUUUAUAAGUGAGGAUAGUGAAGAAGUGAUGAGCCUGUGCCAGGACUGCACCACAGCACUGGUUUGAGAUGAAGUCUGUCCCUGGCCGCUUGCUUCACAAAGUACAUAACUUUUCGUGUGAACUCAAAUCUGCAGUGAAAAACCAUCUAUCAUAAAAAUAUAAAGCAGAAGAUCUGAGAAUGUGUGAAAGAUAUUAAAAAAAUGCUUUGACUGGGAGAAUUCAGUCUGAUUUGUAGAAAGCUUUUCCAUCAUGCUGACAGUGAGGCUGACAGUUUGAUUGUAUUGUGUGUUACCCAAAAGUGGUGAUGUUUAUUUUCCAUCCAUCCAUUUUCUUAACCACUUGUCCAGUUCAGGGUUGUGGGGCAGACUGGAGCCUAUCCCAGCUGUGAUAGGGCAAAAGGCGGGGUACAGCCCGGACUGGUUGUCAGUCUAUCACAGGGCAAAAACAGAAAGACAGCCAGUCAUACCCACAGCCAGUUUAGGAUCAGCAGCUAACCUAACAUGUGUGUCUCUGGACUUUGAGAGAGGCUCCAGUGAGCGCUGGAUUCGCUGUAAGGUGGCAGUGCUAACCACUGUGCCACCCACCUGUCUGUUUCUAAUUUAAUGAUUUAAAUCUGUAUUAUAAUAAGGUUGCAUUUAACUGCAAAUCACAAAAGGUUCAAUAGCUGUCAUUUUAAGGUGCUGUGAAUCACUUAG
This is a messenger RNA of Archocentrus centrarchus (flier cichlid), 3990 nucleotides long. RefSeq names its product 3'-phosphoadenosine 5'-phosphosulfate synthase 1 (gene papss1). Lineage: Eukaryota; Metazoa; Chordata; Actinopteri; Cichliformes; Cichlidae. Gene Ontology annotation, biological process: sulfate assimilation; 3'-phosphoadenosine 5'-phosphosulfate biosynthetic process. The record is from RefSeq and is a predicted model, not a curated record. The coding region runs from base 193 to 1989 and encodes 598 amino acids. The transcript is spliced from 12 exons. Gene Ontology annotation, molecular function: adenylylsulfate kinase activity; sulfate adenylyltransferase (ATP) activity; ATP binding.